AUGCCGGACCUGAAAUCCUACAGCGUCCUCUCCUUGGACUGCUACGGCACCCUCGUCGACUGGGAGGCAGGCAUGGUAGAGGCCCUUGGCCCUUCACCAAGUACCUUCCUCCCCAGUUUGGAUACUUGUGGGAUUGACAGGAAGCCCAACGUCUUGGGGGGUGAGGUGGAAGAUUUGGAGGACGGCAUCGCGUCGGACUUUGGCGGCUGUUGCUUGACGAUUUGUGUACAACAGCUGUCAAAUGGCUGGUGGUCCUGUGAAUGGUAUUUUGCGUGUUGGACGCUCAGCGGAUUGUGCGCGCAUUCCUUGGAGCAGGACUCGGCGGAACGGGCAGUGCGCAUUGAUGAAGGCGAUAAGUGA
Metarhizium robertsii ARSEF 23 is the source of this 360-nucleotide messenger RNA. Its product is annotated as C6 transcription factor. The transcript has a single exon. NCBI's taxonomy places the organism in Eukaryota, Fungi, Ascomycota, Sordariomycetes, Hypocreales, Clavicipitaceae. Bases 1 to 360 code for a protein of 119 amino acids. The record is from RefSeq and is a predicted model, not a curated record.